Ilex paraguariensis (yerba mate) is the source of this 636-nucleotide messenger RNA. The record is from the annotation of a GenBank genome assembly. NCBI's taxonomy places the organism in Eukaryota, Viridiplantae, Streptophyta, Magnoliopsida, Aquifoliales, Aquifoliaceae.
AUGGCCAGGCUUGGGGCUAGAUGCUUGUCUGCAGUCGGUGCUUAUGAUAACACAUUGGACAUAGUGGAGACAUUAGAUACUGCCCAGGCCAAAUUUGAUGAUGUUCUGAACUCUCCUUCAGUUGAUGUGGCAUGUGAUAAGAUUAAAAGCCUUGCAAAGGCAAAGGAACUUGACUCUUCUUUGAUCCUAUUAAUAAACAGUGCUUGGGCUUCAGCAAAAGAGUCAACAACCAUGAAGAAUCAGGUGAAAGACAUAAUGUAUCGGCUAUACAAAGCCACACAGAGUAGUCUGAGGAGUAUUGCACCAAAAGAAAUAAAGCUACUCAAGUAUUUGCUGAACAUCACUGAUCCUGAAGAGCGAUUCUCAGCAUUGGCAACAGCUUUCUCCCCAGGUGACGAGCAUGAUGCCAAGGACCCCAGUGCCAUAUACACGACUCCCAAGGAGCUACACAAGUGGAUUAAGGUCACGCUUGAUGCAUACCAUCUUAACAAAGAAGAGACGGAGAUCAGGGAGGCAAGGCAGAUGACCCAACCAGUGGUUAUUCAGAGGCUUUUCAUCCUGAAGGAAACAAUUGAAGAGGAAUACUUGGAACAAGGUGUUAAAGCAGAGAAAGACGCCAAAUCAGAGGAGUUGUGA